UUGCUGCAGUCCCCCCCUCAAGCUGCACUCUCGCUUCAGGCCGCCCAUGCUGCAGCCGGCUCCAGCAGGCAUGCUCACCUUUUUCCUCGUGUCUGGUGGCUCCAUCUGGCUCUUCUUGGAGGUUGCCAUUUCAAUCUUUGAAAAGAUGCAAGCACAAGAGAUCCUAAGGAACCUGCGACUUCCAGAGUUUGAUGACUUCAGCCAGUUCUUCCGAAGUUUGCCGGCUACCACCUUGGUAGGCAUCGGUGCCUUUGCAGCAGUCGUUGCAUACUGGCUGGCUAGCCGGCCCAAAGCAGUGAAACCACCAUGUGACCUCCUGAUGCAAUCAGAAGAAGUUGAGGGCUGGGAUGGUGCACGGAGAUCUGUAAUAGGUGACCGCUCACAGCUGCUAACUCACUACUAUGAUGAUGCAAGGACAAUGUAUGAGGUUUUUAGAAGGGGUUUUAAUAUAUCUGAAAAUGGUCCCUGCUUAGGAUUCAGAAGACCCAAACAGCCUUACCAGUGGUUGUCCUAUAAGGAGGUUGCUGAAAGAGCAGAAGCAUUGGGAUCAGGCUUACUCCAGAAAGGAUGCAAACCGUCAACAAGUCAGUUUAUUGGGGUCUUUGCACAAAACCGGCCAGAGUGGAUCAUUUCUGAGCUGGCUUGUUAUACCUAUUCCAUGGUUGUGGUUCCUCUGUAUGAUACGUUAGGCCCUGGAGCCAUUCGUUAUAUUAUCAACACAGCUGAUAUUUCUAUAGUAGUUUGUGAUAAACCUGAAAAAGCCAGAGUCCUUUUAGAGCAUGUAGAGAAAAAAGAAACUCCAGGCUUGAAAUCUAUUAUUUUGAUGGACCCUUUUGAGAAAGACCUCAAAGAAAGAGGACAAAAGUGUGGAGUUCAUAUCCAGGCUAUGCAGGAAGUAGAGGACUGUGGUCGAGAAUGCUGGCAUGUCCCCGUGCCUCCUCGACCAGAAGAUCUAUCGAUUGUCUGUUUUACUAGUGGCACUACAGGUAACCCUAAAGGUGCUAUGCUGACGCAUGGGAAUGUGGUCGCUGAUUUUUCAGGUUUUUUGAAAGUGACAGAGAAAGUGAUCUUUCCGAAACAGGACGAUGUGCUCAUCUCCUUCCUGCCUUUGGCUCACAUGUUUGAAAGAGUGAUACAGUCCGUAGUGUAUUGCCACGGGGGCCGAAUUGGGUUCUUCCAAGGGGACAUUCGCCUGUUGUCUGAUGAUAUGAAAGCUCUGCGUCCAACCAUCUUUCCUGUUGUGCCAAGACUGCUGAACAGGAUGUAUGACAAGAUUUUCAGCCAAGCAGACACCCCACUGAAACGCUGGCUUCUGGAAUUUGCUGCCAAGCGUAAGAAAGCAGAAGUCCAAAGUGGGAUCAUUAGGAAUGACAGUCUGUGGGAUAAAUUGUUCUUUAACAAAAUACAGGCGAGCCUUGGUGGUUGUGUUAGGAUGAUUGUAACAGGAGCUGCUCCUGCUUCUCCCGCUGUCCUGGGUUUCCUUCGAGCAGCCCUAGGAUGUCAGGUUUACGAAGGCUAUGGUCAAACAGAGUGCACGGCUGGUUGUACCUUUACUACUCCAGGAGACUGGACGUCAGGUCAUGUUGGAGCACCUUUGCCCUGUAAUUUAAUUAAGCUGGUGGAUGUUGAAGAACUGAAUUACUUUUCUUCCAAAGGAGAAGGAGAGAUCUGCGUGAAAGGUCCAAAUGUUUUCAAGGGUUAUCUGAAAGAUGGAGAGAGAACCACUGAAGCAUUAGACAAGGAGGGCUGGCUCCAUACGGGGGAUGUUGGAAAGUGGUUACCGAAUGGCACGUUAAAAAUCAUUGACCGAAAGAAGCAUAUAUUUAAGUUGGCUCAGGGAGAAUACAUCGCACCAGAAAAAAUUGAGAAUAUCUACAUUCGUAGUGAGCCUGUCUCCCAGAUAUAUGUGCAUGGAGAUAGCUUACAGGCCUUCCUGGUGGGGAUUGUUGUACCUGAUGCUGAAGUCAUGCCAGGCUGGGCCAAGAAAAAGGGCUUUGAUGAAACUUUUGCAGAGCUUUGUAAAAAUGUGGAGCUGAAAAAAGCAAUAAUGGAAGAUAUGGUGCAGUUAGGGAAAGAGAGUGGACUACAUUCAUUUGAACAGGUUAAAGGUGUUUACAUCCACUCUGAAAUGUUCUCUGUACAAAAUGGCUUGUUGACGCCUACACUAAAAGCUAGAAGACCAGAGCUGAGAGAAUACUUCAAGAAACAGAUAGAAGAGCUUUAUUCAAGCAUCUCCAUCUGACAACACAGGAAGGUUCUUCAGAAUAAUGUACUCUGUAGCAAUAUUAGGAUAAUACUGAAAAGUGAACAGGAUGCAGUUGAAAUGAAUAAGCACCUGACCUUCCACAUGAGCCUUCUGUUGUCUGAAGACACUGUCACUGAGUAAUUUCUUUCCCAUCUAGUUCUAGUUCUUGUUGUAAUGGAUGCUCUCGAACAGGGGUGGGGAAAGUGUGGGCCUCCAGAUAUUGUUGGACUGCCUUUCCCAUCAGGCCUAUCCAGCAUAGCUAAUCGUGAGAGACGAUGGCAGUUGCAGUCCAACAACAUCUAAAAGGCACAUAUUCCCUGCCCCUGCCUUAGAAGAUUGCUUAAAACAUACUGGGCUACCAUUAAGCUGUUUUAAAUUCCACUCCUUCCAAAAGUAUUUUAUUUUUACCUGCAAAAACCCCUUCGUAAACACGAAGGAAAAGUAGUUUGGAUCUGCCCAUUUUGUGUGACACUGCUCUAAUCCUAGAUGUUUAAGUUAUGGGAUUUUAGUAGGAUUACCAGAUAUUUCUGUGGAUGGGUACUAUUAAGUACUCUUUAGGAGCAAGAAGUUCUUUCAUACCUUCCUUAGUAUGGUACAGCCUCCUCUUCCAGCUGCUGUUCAGUGGGCAUAUAGCCAAGAAUUCCUCACUACAACUGAGCUCUUAAAAGUACUUCGAUAUCUCUACUCAGGGAGAUAUCUGUCAAAGGCUAGUGGUCUACCUCAAAUGUUGUUUGAUGCCCAAAGCCACAAAUAAAUCGGUUACCCUGAUCUAGAACUUAAAACUGGAUUUGAUUAAUUGUUCUUUAGAUGGAAGCUCUUACGCUCUGCAAGACAAAAACUGCAACAGCCCUCAAUUUAUUUGUGUAAUUAAUUCACCCAAAAGAACAGGAGUAGGUAGAUUUUGGAUUUCAUAUGUACUAGUGGCAUAUGCUGGAUGAAUACUAACCUCUAAUCGUUGGAAAUGUUCUAGACCUUGAAAUGGUUUGUAGUCCUUCUGUCUAGAAUGACGAGCACUUUCUUAAGGGCCAUGCCGAAGGUUUCUGAAAUGAGGAAUACUGUAGAUCAAGGUGGGUGGGUGGGAUCUGUGGCUGCACCUUUUAAAGCAUUUGAUGGCCUUUUUGUUUUGCCAGCUCCCCAGUAGAAACUGAAAGGACAGUUGGUGUAAACAAUACUGCAUAAAUUUACGACUUCCACUCUCCUCACUGUGGAUCUUCCAGUCAGAUUAACCAAAGCAUGGAGUUUUGAGCCCCAGAUUUAUCUCUGUGCCACUUUAUAGCACACUUCAGGAGGACCGAACAUUCAGCCGGCAUCAGAUAAUUUAAAGAGGAUGCUGAGUCUCAACCUACGGAUGAUUAGCUGGAUGCAUCAUCACAUUUCAAGAUGUUUGAGGCUAGAGGGCACUCUCCUCCACUUCAGGAUUGUGCUCCUUAUAGCUCCAGCCAGAGUGGCAUUAUCUGUUGCUGCUUUACUCCCACUCCCAGCUUGUUCUUACCACCAGGCUUAUGUCCAGUCCAAAUUCCUGUUUCUUAUUCUUUCCAAUUACAAGCACUCCAAGACUAGGCCCCUUUGAAUAAAUCACACUGAACGCUUUCCACACUUGAUGGCUGUUUUGCAAAAGGCUACCUUGGCUGAAUCGAAGAUGCAAAGGCAAGAAGGAGGCCUGGCCCAUAUCUGUGUGAACAGAAUGCUGGAGGAAAUGGACACUUGGUCUGAUCCAGCAUGGCCAUUCUUAGGUUCUUAAGGCCUCGCUUCUAU
Elgaria multicarinata webbii is the source of this 4000-nucleotide messenger RNA. It is a transcript of the gene ACSL6, whose product is annotated as acyl-CoA synthetase long chain family member 6. The record is from RefSeq and is a predicted model, not a curated record. Gene Ontology annotation, cellular component: endoplasmic reticulum; membrane. NCBI's taxonomy places the organism in Eukaryota, Metazoa, Chordata, Lepidosauria, Squamata, Anguidae. Gene Ontology annotation, biological process: long-chain fatty acid metabolic process. Gene Ontology annotation, molecular function: long-chain fatty acid-CoA ligase activity. The transcript is spliced from 21 exons. The coding region runs from base 47 to 2242 and encodes 731 amino acids.